AUGUACAAAUACAUCCAUACCGCUCUCGACUCAAUACGCGACUACGCCAAACCUUCGACCACGUCCAACUUCCGCGAGACUGGAAAGCUCACUCCCGACGAGUUUGUCCUGGCUGGAGACUUUCUCACAACAAAGUUCACCUCGUGGUCGUGGUCUGGAGCUGCCACUCCCGCUCAGCGUGUCUCGUAUCUGCCUGAAGACAAGCAAUACCUUGUCACUCGUGGCGUUGCCUGCAAGAGACGCCUCAACGACAACUUCGCUGGUAGGGAGGGUCUCGAUGACUUGGUCAAGGAGGGUGACGCUUUCAACCCGACCGGAGAUGAUGACGAUGGCUGGCUGAGGACCGGCGGUGACAUCCAUAAGCCCGAGUCCCGCCCUGGCGAUAUCCGCACCGUUGACGACGACGGCCACGUCGAACAAGACAGUGGUGACUACGAAGAGGAUGUUCCCGACAUUGAGGAUGAGGAGGACGAUCCCGAUGCCAUCAUCCGUGAUCCUAGAGCCCAAGAUGGGUCGAACGACACCCUCCGCAACUACACCAUCUACAUCACCUACUCAACAUACUACAUGACACCACGACUCUAUCUUUCAGGCUACUCAUCUUCGAAUGAGCCCCUCCCACCCAUGGCCAUGAUGGAAGACAUUGUCGGCGACUACAAGGACAAGACUGUUACCCUCGAGGACUUCAACUUUGUCUCUCCACCCAUCAAGACCGCCUCCAUCCAUCCAUGCCGCCAUGCCAGUGUCAUGAAGAUUUUGCUCGACCGCGCAGACGCCGCUCUGAAACUGCGUAUCCAGAAGAUGAAGAACGGCCAAGAAGUCUCCAGCCAAGGCAUGGAGGGCUUGGUCGAUCAGACCAGUGGACUCAAAUUGGACGAGCAAAACACCGAUGCCAAGAAAUCCGACGACAAGAAGAAUGAUGAGUGGGAGGUCUUGACUGAUGAUGGCAAGGACGACGAGGUCGCCAUCCGCGUCGACCAAUAUCUCAUCGUUUUCCUCAAGUUCAUGGCUAGUGUCACUCCUGGUAUUGACCACGACAACACCAUGGCCAUGUAG
Molecule: messenger RNA, 1056 nt
Organism: Aureobasidium melanogenum CBS 110374
Lineage: Eukaryota; Fungi; Ascomycota; Dothideomycetes; Dothideales; Saccotheciaceae
Exons: 2
Coding region: 1-1056 (351 amino acids)
Biological process (GO): nucleophagy; autophagosome assembly; autophagy of mitochondrion
Cellular component (GO): cytoplasmic ubiquitin ligase complex; cytosol
Molecular function (GO): Atg8-family ligase activity
Source: RefSeq, a predicted model, not a curated record